AUGGCAUCUCAAAACAGCUCUGAUAGAGGGCCUCGUCCUGGAGACGGCCUACAUCUCCGACCACUCAAUGUCGAAAAAGGAUCAAAGAGAUUCUCGGCAACAGAUUCCGGUCCUCCUCGGACGGCAACAUGGCGAAACAAUCUUACCGCAUUGUCUCAACGUCGUAACCUACUGUUUGUUGCGUACCGUCAUCAAAUCUACGUCUGGGAGCCUGCCGGCUCGUUUCAGAUGCUCGGCUCUGAACCCGAGAUGAUCAUAACUCCAGUAAUGAAAGAGAUCCAUGGCAGUGGCUACAUCUCACCAAACGCCCCGCAUGCUAUCAAUAAUAUCCUUGUGGAUGAUCUCGGUCGUGAGGAAGUCUUGCUGCUUGUCACUGAUUCCGGGAAUGUUUGUGGCUACCGCGUCGAGGCAAUCUUCUCGGCUCUAAAGCGGGCUGGGGAACGUAAAAAUAAGCGCCCGCUUGAUGACUCCCAAGUCGACCCGUUCUUUGUUGAAUAUGUGGAAGCCAGUGCCUGGGGACUGGCGAUACACAAAUUCGCGCGGCUCAUCGCUGUAAGCGCGAACACUGGGCUUGUCACUGUCUUUGCGUUUGCAUUAGUGAAUCCUACUUCUCAAGAUGACUGCAGUUCAAGUCAGCAGAUUGAGGAGGAGUAUGAUUUUACAGACUACGAUCAGACUUGGUUGGAUAUCAGGAGCAAUGAACAAUUUUCGCAGCUACAACGGCUGAUGCCAGACAAGCACCGCACAAGGAACAUCAAGCUUACGUACACAGGCCACUUCUCAAACAUACCAUCUGUCUCAUUCUAUAAUUCUGAUCUCGAUCCUAAUGGAACGUGGAUGGUCAGUACCGAUAUUGAUAACAAGCUCCUGGUUUGGAAGAUAUGGGAGAGCCUUGGCCCGUUCAACGUGUAUCACUUCAACGAAACUAGCUUCAGGUCCUUCCCUGAAAGCUUGCGUAACGACAGUGAAAGAGGUUGGACAGUCCUUGCUCUUGAUCCACGCAGUUUUCACCUAGCCAAAUCAACUGAAAAGGCAUGUGGUGGUCAGCCUGUGCGCCGGACGAAGCGUGGCCAGGCAUUUCUCAAUAUCACAAAACUGAGCAACCAUGUACCAGACGUAUCACAUGUUUACAGCUAUUUCCCACCUGCGUCUAGGCCUCAGCCUGAUCAGCCAACUUUGCCGGAUAUCUUCGGAGCAGAUUGCCGCAUCGACAACCGCACGCGCUUCCCUCGCUUUGCAAGCAAUUGCGGCGCCGAUUCUAUGGUCGAAGAUGGCCCGGCAAUGAAUGAAAGUCAGCACUCGAGCUACAGUACUUCUUCCGAAAGCAUGAGAUCAGCCCGACAAAGCAAUUGGCCUUCGGAAUUAGCCGACACUCUCAGCCACCGUGCAGUGGAUGGUUCUGCUCGCGAGGAUGAAAAUAGCGACAGUCGUAGCACUGGGAUGGAGUCCGGUAGAAACCAGCAAGCUACAGGACAGGAUGCCAAUGGCCUGCACGGUGACGAUGCUCUGGACCGAUUUGGCCAGGGGAUGGACGAAAUCCGCCGUCGGCACGGUCACGGUCCUCUCACAACCGCAGAAUUUCUUCAAUUUGCGCUUCUGGAGGCUUUGGGCGGAGAUAUCCCUGGAGCUGAAGAGUACUUUGAUGACGACCUGGAUUACUCCGAUAUUGAAGACGCCGAUAUUGAAGACGCCGAUAAUGUUGACGAUAGCGACGAUGAGAUGGAGGAUACUGAGGGCCAUUCUUCCGACAGCGAUGCUCUCUCUGCUGCAGAAGUAGCUUCAUACCCGAUUUCUGAUCAUAUCCGCCUGCUUCCUCACCCUCUAGCACCACACGCAAGUGUCAUGUGUGGUUCUCCGUUACGGCAAACAUUCACGCGGCCGAUUGUGUCCCUACGGGCGUGCGACCGCUUCAACAUGGUUAAGUACAUCCCCGAGCACGGUAUCGUGAUUGCGGCUUCUCAGAAAGGCCGUGCAGCGGUGAUAGCUCUUACGCAGUCCCAGCAGUCUGGGCUGUCUCUCAGAGUCGAUUGGAUCGUCCCGUUCGAGAGCCAAGAGAAAUUCGGCGACCGGCCCCUGGUCCCGCUGCUCGGCAUGGCCGUCAGCCCCAUGCAGGGGUUCGAGAUACCCUCCGAUGUACCAUAUAUCCCCCGCCACGGGGCCGACAGCACAGACGCAGUUUUCAGAUUCAGGAGUCUAAACCACGACCGCAGCAACAACACCACAUUCCCACACUCUAGCCGGGACGGAAAUCCAGGACACCCAUCUACCCACGAGAAACAGAGCCCGACAUUCCCCUUCGGCCCCGGCUUGAGACUCUCCGCCGCAGCACGCGAACGACAAUACCCGCUCACCUUGCCCGAGUGCCAUGCUAGGGCCACGCGCGCCUAUAAGCCCGACGAGCCCUGGCGCGGUUGGAACCCUUCGCGUCGCUAUCGCCUGCUGCUCAUGUACGAUGAUCAUAGCGUGAUGAGCUAUGAGUUCUGGUACGACUGGAACACGAGAGAAAGGGCCGGGGAAGAUGGGAUGGAGGAAGAUGAAAUUCUCAUCAUUUGA
This is a messenger RNA of Aspergillus clavatus NRRL 1, 2553 nucleotides long. RefSeq lists its product as uncharacterized. Lineage: Eukaryota; Fungi; Ascomycota; Eurotiomycetes; Eurotiales; Aspergillaceae. The transcript is spliced from 6 exons. The record is from RefSeq and is a predicted model, not a curated record. Bases 1 to 2553 code for a protein of 850 amino acids.